AUGACCCCUUCAUCAAAAGAGGAAGGGUCACAAUUUGUGGAUGCCGAGAGUUCAGAUAACGAAUUAAAUUCAAAAUCUACAAACAACAUGACAAUGGCAUCUUCAUCUAAAUCAAUGGAGACAGAUAUUUCAACUAAACCAACUCCAACUUCAACGACAUUACCAAUAACAAUAUCACCAAAUAAAAAUAAUUAUUUUAAUAAUAAUAACAACAAUAUUUUAAAUAAUAGUAAUAAUAGUUUUUUAAAUUCAAAAUAUAGUGGUGGUAGUAAUAGCAAUUUACUAUCAGAGUUUGAUGAUAAAGAAGAAAAUACUAUAACAACAAUAAUAUCGAACUCAAUUGAACAAAGUUUAAAAAAUCAAAGAAAUUUAAAUAAUAGUAGUGAUAAAAAGCCACAAUCAGUUUUUCAAGAUGGCAAUAAAGAAUUUACAUCAAUUUCAAGAUCAAACUCCACCGAACCAGAAUUUGAUACAACAAAUUUAAAAUCAAUUUUAGAGGGUUUAAAUAGAAAUUUAAAUAAUUCAAAUAUUUUUUAUUUUUUUCCAAGAGAUCAAUUUUAUAAUUUUAUUUGUAUAUAUAAAGGUUGUCAUAAACCUAUAAGAUCAAGAUCUUUUGAACAAUAUAUAUUUCAUUUAAAAGUUCACGAGAAUAACAAUCAUAUUUUAUUAGAUCAUAUGCUGAAUAAUGAAGGAAAUCAUUGUUCAAACGAUAAUGAGUUUUCAUUAGAGAACGGUGAACAAGCUGUAGAAGAGGCAAUGUCUUUUAUACAUGAUUCAACUAAAAAGCUUGAAGCUUUAUUUACAAAUUUCGAACAACAACAAGAAGCAAUAGUCAAAACAAUAAUACCAUUUAACGAAACAACUACUAAAAAGAGAAGACCAGAAAGAUAUCAACAGCAAUUACCAGCACAGCAACAACAACAACAACAACAACAACAACAAAAUAUAAAUAGAAUGGAUGAAGAUGAUGGUAUCGACGUUUCAUUCGAUAGUUUUGCUAUAAGAUCAGGGGACAGUGUGCCUUUGUUCCCAAAGAAUAAAAAUAGAAUACAACCACAACCAAUUCCACAACAACAACAAUCAUUAUUUAAUAGUAAAUCAUCGGCAUCAUCAUCCCCCUCAAUACCAAAUUCACCACCAUUAAAUAGCAGUCUUUUAACUCAACAAAUGCCACUUCAACAAACAUCAUCACCACAACAAAUGCCAAUACCAACACACUCUUCACUUUUUUCAUACUCUCCACAACAACAAUCCCAACCUCAACAACAAAUGUUAUCUCAAGACUAUGGCCAAGUUUAUCCAUCUAGUUAUCCACCACCAUCAUCCCACCAUUUUAAUAAACAAUCCCAACCAAUAUUGGCCAGCAGCAUUCCUACCACAGGCCCAUCACAAUUACCAUACUACCAAAGUUCAGCACCAGAGGAUGAAAAAGCAUAUGCUACACCAACCAGAUACUCAUCAAGAGGUGUUCAACUAAGAGAGCAAAUGAUAAAACACGUAGCUAAGCAUGAAAAAGUAGGUGACGUUAUUAAACCUGAACUAUAUCAUCUUAGUAAUUUAUAUCAAAGCCAAAUACAAAAUCCAAAUCAACCACAAUCACCUCAAACUCCACUCUUAACACCCCAACAACAGCAACAACUUCAAUUACAUAAUCAACAACAACAACAACAACAACAACAGCAACUCCAGCAACAACCAAUGAGCAUUACCAGCCCACCAACGAGUUUUAAAAAUCUUCAUGAAGACACCGAUAUGUAUGGUGUUAACCAAGAAGUUGAUUCCCAUGAUGCCAGAUAUAACUAUCAUUUAUCACCAAGAGGUCAACAACAACAACAACAGCAACCACAUCCAUUUAUAAACACCAAUAAUAGCAAUAGUAACCCAUCAACAUCACCACCAACAUCAACCAACUCAACACCAUCUUUUUACUCACAACAACAAAGACAAUCAAGUAUACCGCAACCAAAUGGCGAAAUAAUACCAUCUGCACCUACAUCACCACUUUCAAUUUCGGCCAACAGCAGUGCAGGUAAUAACAAUACCAACACAAAUAAUCCAAGUGCCAAUAACACCAAUAACACCAACAACACUAACAACACCAACAACACCAACAACACCAAUAGCACCAAUAGCACUAAUAACAUCAAUCCAUAUUCAAACGAAAUUAAUUGGGUUUUUAAAAGAAUUAAUAAAUCUUAA
Molecule: messenger RNA, 2199 nt
Organism: Dictyostelium purpureum
Lineage: Eukaryota; Evosea; Eumycetozoa; Dictyosteliales; Dictyosteliaceae
Exons: 4
Coding region: 1-2199 (732 amino acids)
Biological process (GO): positive regulation of DNA-templated transcription
Cellular component (GO): SWI/SNF complex
Source: RefSeq, a predicted model, not a curated record